GCUGCGCUGUUGCCCUUUUAAGCGAGCGAGCGGGCGCGGGAGGCCGGUACAAAGGGAGCUCCGCCGUGCCCCGCCGGCUGGGGCUGCCCCGGCCCCGCCAUCUUCCGCCCCGCAGGCGCGGCCGGGGCCAGGGUCGGGCCGGCCCAGGCGGAGGGAGGCGGCGGCAGCGCAGGCCCGGGCCCGGAGAUGAGGCCAGGAUGUCGGUGUCAGGGCUCAAGGCCGAGCUGAAGUUCCUCGAGUCCAUCUUCGACAAGGACCACGAGCGCUUCCGCAUCGUCUCCUGGAAGCUGGACGAGCUCCACUGCCAGUUCGUGCUGCUGCCGCCGCCGCCGGGCUCCAGCCCGCAGCCGCCGCCGCCGCUCACCAUCCACUGCAACAUCACGGAGUCUUACCCCUCUUCAUCACCAAUAUGGUUUGUAGAAUCAGAUGACCCAAACCUGACUUCAGUCUUAGAGCGUUUAGAAGAUAUUAAGAAGAGCAAUACUCUGCUUCUUCAACAGCUGAAGCGAUUAAUAUGUGACCUCUGCAGAUUAUAUAAUCUGCCUCAGCAUCCAGAUGUUGAAAUGUUAGAUCAGCCCUUGCCAGCUGGACAGAAUGGAACGACAGAAGAAGUUACAUCAGAGGAGGAGGAAGAAGAGGACAUGGGUGAAAUCUCAGCUGUGAGGUACUUGGAUACAGAGAAUGGGACAUCUGUUUGUGCUUUAGUCAAACAAUUCAUAACAUUGUGUGCCAAAGCAGACAUUGAAGAUCUGGAUCACUAUGAUAUGAAGGAGGAGGAACCAGUUGAUGGGAAGAAGUCUGAGGAUGAAGGCAUCGAAAAAGAGAACCUUGCAAUCUUAGAAAAAAUCAGAAAAAAUCAAAGGCAAGAUCACUUAAAUGGUGCAGUCUCUGGGUCAGUUCAGGCUUCAGAUCGACUUAUGAAAGAACUCAGGGAUAUAUAUAGAUCACAGAGUUAUAAAACAGGGAUAUAUUCAGUGGAACUGGUAAAUGACAGCUUGUAUGAAUGGCAUGUUAAGCUUCUCAAGGUUGACCCUGAUAGCCCACUGCAUAGUGAUCUUCAGGUCUUAAAAGAAAAAGAAGGUGUAGAAUACAUUUUACUCAACUUCUCUUUUAAGGAUAACUUCCCUUUCGAUCCUCCCUUUGUGCGAGUGGUAUCUCCUGUGCUCACAGGAGGGUAUGUCCUAGGUGGAGGUGCAUUAUGCAUGGAACUUCUUACUAAACAGGGCUGGAGCAGUGCCUACUCAAUAGAAUCAGUCAUCAUGCAGAUCAAUGCCACUUUAGUCAAAGGAAAAGCCAGAGUACAGUUUGGAGCCAAUAAGAAUCAAUAUAAUCUAGCAAGAGCACAGCAGUCCUAUAAGUCGCUAGUACAAAUCCAUGAGAAGAAUGGCUGGUACACUCCUCCAAAAGAAGAUGGCUAACGCUGAGGACUGUUGUCUACCUGGACCAAUGUCAACAAAACAAGCUCUUUUUUUAUGUUUUCCAACACACAGACUCAAGCUAUGAGUGCCCCUAUAACAGCUGUACUGAGGACUUUAGCUAUUAGAUAAGUUAGUGGAUAAUCUGUCAACUGACACGUACAGUAUAAGUUACAGCCUUACCAUUCCGCUCUCCUUAGGUAUCUGGACUGAGCAGUUUGGGCCUUUACCACAUUUGUUCUUAUGGAUUAAGCAUAUUUGGGCCACGCCCUCCCUUCUCCUCGUUUUUUUAUUUGAAAGCAUAAGCUCUCCCUACAGCAGGCUACCGACUUACUAAAAGAUCAUUCAGUAGGAGUGAGUUUGUUCACACACUUUUGUGUAUUUCUUACCUUUUGCAAAAUGCAGACUGCAGAGACUUGCGUUGUAUCGUUUCAUUUAAAGCCAAGAAGUUUAAUACGUUGUUUAAUACCGUUUUAGGAGAUGUCAGGUCUUGCAAAUCACAGUAGUUUUUUUUUUUUUUUCUGGUCUAAAAUGACGGCGUUUGUAGUAUUUCCAAAUUAAUGAUAUAGGAAAAACACAUGUAUGUUAAGUCAUUAAACAUUUUUCAUGGCUGUAUGA
Molecule: messenger RNA, 2033 nt
Organism: Empidonax traillii (willow flycatcher)
Lineage: Eukaryota; Metazoa; Chordata; Aves; Passeriformes; Tyrannidae
Gene: UBE2Q2
Product: ubiquitin conjugating enzyme E2 Q2
Exons: 14
Coding region: 198-1418 (406 amino acids)
Molecular function (GO): protein binding
Source: RefSeq, a predicted model, not a curated record